AUGCGGUCACGACAGAAAAAGUCAUCUGAAAAGAUGGCGAGAAACAUUUCAAGAUACAAUUUCCGAAAGUAUCGUCAAACAAAUUGGGAGGUAUAUUUUGAUACGUCCUAUGACAAAAUGCAGGCAAGACAACGUCCCACUGUCCCUUACGGAUUGAAAACACACAACUUCCGACGGAUUAUCACAAGCAAAAUUAUAAAGAACAAAAUGAUGUACCUGAUGGAAUGGGAAAAUUUUGAAUUAUCUGAAGCAACCUGGGAACCACAGUCGAUACUGCCGAAGCAUAUCGAUAGCUUAUAUUACCGUCCGGAAGUCAGUUACGAGGCGCUCGUGGUUGUCGCGCGCCAGUUUGAAUCUGCUAUACAGCGUUGCCUGGCACGCCGAAUCAAAGAAACUUCAACAGACUGUACACAGUCAUUCUGUGUUAACUUUCCAUUGGAUAUGUUCCGUUAUGUAUUUGGUAGUAGUGAUCCCGGUCGACAAUACAACAUUAGUAAUAUCGACAGUUUUAGUAAGCUACCAAUGUGCAGCGGUUGGUGGUAUUACAUAGAUAAACAGUACACCAGAAGCCAGCUCUCCUUCCCAGUGUGUGUUGAACCCAGACUUACAAUGCGCAAAGUGUUUAAGAACAUUAAUGGCAAGUUUGAAUGGAGAAAACAACCAGUGGAGAAGGUUCGAGUUACUCUCAGCUUUCUAAAACUGGAGUCAUUUACAAAGUCUGAUGUGACACCUAAAGUGAUGGACUAG
This is a messenger RNA of Ylistrum balloti, 747 nucleotides long. RefSeq lists its product as uncharacterized. The record is from RefSeq and is a predicted model, not a curated record. Lineage: Eukaryota; Metazoa; Mollusca; Bivalvia; Pectinida; Pectinidae. The coding region runs from base 1 to 747 and encodes 248 amino acids. The transcript has 3 exons.